ACAAUUUUGUAGGCGUUUUUUGCAUGAAUCAUGAUCUGAGUGUGUACCCAGUGAACCGGAACUUCAAAACACGGGAAUGUUAUGGGAUGUUAUCCUCCUUUUCAGAUCACAUUGCUGAUGAACUCAAACUUCAACAUACUGUAAAGGUAUUAAAGUCAAAGAUAAACAAACCCAGGCCAUACCUCGUCAAGUGAAAUCUUCGAGUGAUGAAGGGACCGAAGAAGCGACUGCGGUGAUGUCUACGUUGUGCCCUGAUGCUCUUAAUGAUACCACCAAGGAAACUAGAUACCAUGAGCAUUAUGGAUUGUUGUGGAAGUUAAAAGCCACUGUAGAAAGUCUGCUUGCUGCCAAUGCCUCCAAUGUUUGGUCGAUGUAUGGUGGUCUCAAUCGACUGGCCAACCAACUUGAUGUAAUAUUAAAACAUGGCCUUAAAACUGAUGCUUGCCCUGCACAAGACUACUGGAAUUUUGUCUUUGGACUGCGCCGUAUCCAACCAGUGCUGGCGCCCUCUAUAGACCAGCUCAGUCGACGGGCAGAGCAGGAGGGUCGCAUCAAGGGGUUGCUGUGGUUACAGGAUAGUCUUGAGAACCAUACUCUCAGUUUCCAGCUCAGGAUGUUAGUCUCAGAAACCAGUCACCUCAGGGAAUUCUACUCAGAUGAUGCCUUCCUGUGCAGCACAGCACAUUCAUCGGCCUUAGACAUCCUGUUACAAGCUGUAGAGCAGAACAAUGCCCGUCUGCUGGCUCAGGUCAAUCCUAACUUGCUUCAAAAGUGUCCUUCCUCUCGAGGUUCUGUAGUUUCACUGGGAAGCCCAAGGCUGUCCAGAACUCCCAUUAUGUCAUUAGAGCAAGAUAUCACACCAAAGCCUAAUCACCAUGCUUCCGACUCUCUCCUCUUUGCCUCCCCGAAGACUGAAUCAGUGGUCCUCGGGACAUCGGAAGACCAGGCCUUUGGACAGAGUCGCGACAUUCGCAGGAAUUCGGCCAAAGAGGCAUUGAAAGCAUUAUUAGAAGGAUACCCCACUGAGGGGUCCAGCGUUGUAGGUGUUGCAACGGGCAACAGAACUGAAGCGUUUGCGACGGAUCCGCUUUUGAAUCGUCCUGCGAUUCCAAUCACGAGGGAGAGUUUCCAAAGACCGCACGGUCUUCUGCGUGUGGAGAGUGAUACUGCCCUCCUGAAGACGUCUGUGUCAAGGAGAAAAUUUGACGAGAAUGAUAAUCGGUUCUCUGCCAAGCGAAAGGGCUCUAGUGGGUUAGCGCAAAACGGGAACAGUGAUCUUUCGCUGAGUUCCGAGAGAGACAGAGGUAUGUAUUGGGAAGAUGCAGGAGAUACAGAAGAUCUAGAUGAUCAAAGUGACAACAACGACAUCCACAGUAAAUUAGUGUUCACGUACGACAACUCACCUUCUUCCUCAAAUUUUGCCAGAACGCUGGACUCGUCCACGGAGGAAAUACCAUCUUCCAAGAGCGCCACUUUGCUUUCAUCGGAAUCUGGUGCAGGCAACAGUCUAGAGCCAGGAUAUCGGACUAAAGAUACCAAAAAUGGAAGCUCGCUAAAUUCAAGCCACCAUUCUCUUCUGCAUUCCAGCAGCGAACAACUUCUCUUUUCCGAGGAGGAGGAAGACCAGUUUGGUUUCCUGGGUGAAGUCGCACGAAGAGGGCGCCAGUUGAAGCCUCUCCACCGGCGGAACAGUGAGGAGCUAGAUGGGGCGACACCGUCCCCACCUCCAGUCCAGCACAAGUACCGGAGACACACUCGCUCUAUGUCGGAUCAAAUCUCCAACGUGAGAGGAGGGUUUAAAGACUCUAUGAGAGACUCUGUUCCAGAGAGAAAAGUUUAUAAUGGAAAGAGGUCAAAAGAUGAUAUUUAUUCGUCUUCUCUUCCGUCUGAACCUCUUACGGCAAGACGAGUAUCAGAUGUUGGUAGUGUCUCUCCCGCGUGUGAUGGUUAUUUCCCCCAACCGAGUCAGGGAGAAUCCCUCUUUACAUUCCUCUCAUCGCAAGACUUUGCUACCUGUCCUGAAGUUGAUAAGGAGAAUGCCCACUUCUGCAUCUCCGAGGCCAUCAUCGCUGCCGUGGAGCAGAUCAAAUGCCGUCAGCUAACCCGACAGACUCCGUCGGACCACGAAUCUGACGGAUCCGACGAGGAGAUCCAGAGACUGAAGCAGAGGAUCCGCCUCAGGCGUACCGAGAAGCGCGAACGUAGACUGCAGUGUGAACAGGACCAAAGCCCUCUUGAUUGUGAUAUUUGGAGCCCAGAGCAUGAUGGCACGGAUUCACCCCAAUUUCUGUCCGAUUCAGAGGAAUCAAUGGAAGAAGCCGAUGACUUUGUAGUGACGGAUACUUCUUUGGACACCAAUCUGGUUGCUAUGAAGACAAAAGGUCUGACUGCAUCACUUGGCUCGCUUUAUUCAGAUGCCGAUCUGAAGAAAGCGAACAAGAUGCACCCCAUCGAGACGGUCAUACCACUUACUAAGAUAGAGCCUUCCUCAUCCCACCAACUCUCUGCGGAAUCCAUAGCACUUUCCCUCAUCAAGAAGUUCUCUUUCCGACAGCUCCCGGCUGCAUCAGAAUUAGAAUGGUUGGUGUCUGAAAAAGAUGCCCCACAACAGCUCUUGCCUUUACCCAAGUCAGUUCCCAUAUCUCCCGAUGAUGGUGAAAAUGCUGACCUCUAUAAAAAUAUGCGUCUCCGUGGAAACCUUGAAUGGGCCCCUCCUCGACCUCAAAUAGUGUUCAGUAUUCACCCUCCUCCAAAACGGAAACAGCUCAUUGCCAAGCAGAACUUCCGCUGUGCUGGUUGCGGAAUGAAGGCAGAAAGGGGUUUCCUGAAGCGGUUGCGGUACUGCGAGUACCUGGGAAAGUACUUCUGCCAGUGCUGCCAUACCAAUGCAUCCUCCCCCAUCCCUAGUCGUAUCCUGAGGAAGUGGGAUUUUAGUCGUUACCCGGUGUCCAACUUCUCGCAAGAGCUCCUGUCCAAGAUCCAGACUGAUCCCGUCUUCAAUGUGGUAGACGUCAACCCUAUUCUGUACAGGAAAGUCAAGCAAAUGCAAGCUGUCAAGGAUUUGCGAACACAAUUAUUCUUCCUGAAAGAUUUCCUUAAGACGUGUAGACUGUGUGACAGUUUGAAAGCAUCAUACGACAGUCAGCCCGGCCACUGGAUGGGCCAGCCUGACCUCUACUCGUUAAGUGACCUUAUCAACGUACGCAGCGGGGAGAUGGAGAAAGCCCUCGCUCAACUGGUUCUCGAUGGUGUUACUCAUGUUAGCCAGUGUCAGCUGUGUCAAGCCAAGGGCUUCGUUUGUGAAUUGUGCAAUAAAGAUGAUAUCAUCUUUCCAUUCCAACUCAACUCUACUUUCCAGUGUUUAGAAUGCUGGGCCUGUUAUCAUACGGUAUGUUUCCUGAAAGGAAGCAAGUGCCCCAAGUGUGAACGCAUCCUCGCAAGACGUGGUGUGAGUGCAGUAAAGACGGAAACCAGCGAUGAAGAUCCACAGAGUUCUUCGUCCAGCUAACAGUGACUCAUAACAUGUUAUCCAUCUCACCUUCAAUAACCAUGGUGGGAAUUCAUCCUAGUGACAUAUCUCAUACCUUAAGGCUUAGACCACAUCAACACCCAGGGUGACCAGAUUUACAAAGUCAAAAUAUUGGACACUUCAAGGUCAGAUCAGUGGCGUAAUGAGCCAAUCAUUUUACGAGGGCUAAACAAGGCAUACGGGGCAAAAUUUCUACAACCUUUUUGAUACUAAAACUACCUUUUCCCCUAGAUCUAUUUAAGAUGAGAUUUCAUUGUGUGAUAAGACGGCAUACAACUGAUAAAGACCAGGGGGGUGUUUCACAAGAGCUAAGUGUGACUUAAGAGUCAUGCUUAAAUGCCGACCUGCAUAUGAUAUGCAACACGCAAUCUUGAUUGCUAUUGAUUAAUACGCAGUAGCGCAUACAUGUAUCUUCUUAGCAUGAUCUUGGUCCCGUUUCAUAAAGACUUGUUACAGUAACAAGUGCAAAAUGUCUAUGACAAAUUUUGAAUCAACCAAUCAAAUUGCAGGAUUUCAGUAGCUUUAAACUGUUAUUGCAAUUUUGUUAUUAUAACAAGCCUUAUGAAACGGGACCCUGACCAGUGCUGAGAUGCUUUUUAUACUGGGAAUUUAAGAGCAAAUGUAGGUCAAACUUAAAUCUUUGUGAACCCCCCCCCCCCCAGUUCUCCAUUAUGUUAGUAUUCAGUAUGGUGAAACUCUGCCUAUCCAUUUCUACAGUAGAAGAAAGGAACAAGUGCUCACUUGAUUAUCGAAUGCUAAACUGAGUUUUUAACCUUAACCAGACUUUUGUUAUAGUAAAAUGUUUUAUGCAACCUCCCCAUAAUGUUUCAGUAGUACCCAUCUUUAAAGGAGAAUGAAACCCUUGAAACCAGCUGAAUCCAUAUCAAAGAGAAAAAUCAAAGAAACAUACUGUUGAAAGUUUGAGGAAGAUUGAAUGAAUAAUAAGAAAGUUAUGAGCAUUCGAAUAUUGAGAUCACUAGUGCCAUGUAGAUCCUCACAACGGCAAUGCGACCAAGAUCUGUGAUAUCAGACACGUACAACUCCCUUAUUACUUUAGUACUUAUUUCACUUAUAUUCUCACUUUUAUAGAGUCUAUCACAAGGUGAGGUGUUCUCUUUAUGAUAUGACAAGUACAGAGGUUUCACAACAUUAUAUCAUUGAUGAAUCGUUUGUCAUAUGAUUAGAAUGAGCAAAAAGAGAUGUUUUGGGGUAUAUUUUCAGUGUCCAAAUGGGAGAGUUGUACGUGUGUGACAUCACAGAUCUUGGUCGCAUUGCCAAUGGGAGGAUCUCCAUAGCAUUAGUGAUCUCGACAUUCAAAUGCUCAUAACUCUUUUAUUGCUAGUCCUAUUUUACUCAAAGUUUUGUUGAUCUUAUUCUUUGAUUUUUCUGCUUUCACAAAAGCUAACUUGCUCCAAGAGUUUAAUUCUCCUUUAAUUUACUCUGGUAAACAUCUCUGAUGAAUUUAACUGCCACCCCAAACGUUUUCAUCCUCUCUCUUGGUGCAUAUACAUGUAAUCAGUCCUAUAUGUUGAAUAUUAAUAUCAACUUAUGUGAAAUUAUUUCCAGACGUUUGUUGGCCCUCUGUUGUAUACUGCCCAACUUUGGCAAAAGGAAGCAAGUGACACAUCAGCCAAAUUUGAGUUAUUGUUGUUUCUGAAACACCCUUUGUAUGUUGCACGUUCAGGCAAAAUUUGUGGAAGAAAUGAUCAUUCUAUGGAAAGAUAUCAAAGAAAAUAUGCUGUUAGAUUGAAUUGACGCCUAUGUAAAUGACGAACACACAUUGCUUAUUUACAACAAACUAUACUUUUGUAACUUGCUUCCUUUUGCCAAAGUAAGGCAGUAUACCCCCCCCCCCACCUCAUGGAACCU
This is a messenger RNA of Lytechinus pictus (painted urchin), 5398 nucleotides long. Its product is annotated as run domain Beclin-1-interacting and cysteine-rich domain-containing protein-like. The transcript is spliced from 20 exons. The record is from RefSeq and is a predicted model, not a curated record. Gene Ontology annotation, cellular component: intracellular membrane-bounded organelle. The coding region runs from base 236 to 3508 and encodes 1090 amino acids. Gene Ontology annotation, molecular function: phosphatidylinositol phosphate binding. Lineage: Eukaryota; Metazoa; Echinodermata; Echinoidea; Temnopleuroida; Toxopneustidae.